AUGACCCCCACGCAUUUGUACAUACGCACCUACGGGGAUUCUUCGAAUUGGGUGGAUGUCGAAACUUCAAUUAUACUAUUUAUUUACAAAUUAGUGAAAGCGAACGUUAUUUUAGUUGUAAAAACUGUAUCGAAAAAACCGUCGAUACCUUUGAUUGAAAUUUCUUUGGAAAAUCUAAAUUUCGAAACAACGUCUAUUCCAGAUCCGGCGACUUUGGUUAUUUGGCCGGUUUUAGUAUCCGAACGACGAACUAUCGCAGGUUUAUGUUCGGUAGCUAGAAGUUUAAUUAAAAUUAGCGAUUUAAGCGAUAUAAGAGAUUUAUUGGGGUUCAGAGAAGCUUGUCUUUUAUCUUGUUCGGAAACGUCGACUUGGACGAGAUUUUGCGAAAUCGAUAUCAUCAAAACUACGAAGGACAUUUUGAAAAAUAAAUAUAAUAAAGAAAAAACGUUUUUCAUACCUCCGGAUAUGCUUAGAUUCGAGUACCAUCUAUCGACACCUGCGCGAAUUCAUAACGUAUAUAAAGUGGCUAGAAAAUUUAAUAGUCAAACAGAAAUGCACAGUUUCAGCGAAGGACCUCAAAUGACUCUAUCCGAUAUUAUAUUAUAUCAAUGUUACGAGGUGAUGUUGAAAAAUUCUCCCAAUAAUUUACUCGAAAAAUUACCUCUAACUGCGAUUUGGUUUGGUAAAAUGGAAAAUACUUUAUCGGGUAAAAAAAUACGAAUAACCCAAAAGAAAAUCGCCUCAACACAAAUAAUAGAAUCAAAUUUUAUCAAGCAAAGUUUAUAUAAAUCCGAUCCUGUUCGUUAUAAACCGGAAAAGCGGAUUUAUACUAAACAGAACGAUCUAGAAGAAUCAUUCGAACUACUGAAAAAUAUUUACCUGGAAAUAAAAAAUAAUAAAACGCCUUUCGGUAUGGAAAUCGAAUUCGAUUGGUCGAAAAUCCCUUUAGCAGCCAAUCCUAACGGCGGGGCUUUACCGAAAACCCGAGCCGGCAGAAAAAGCGAGCAAUUGGAAAAUUUAUCGAAAGCGGUUAUGAAAAUAGCGAAAAAAAACGAAUACAAAAUAGUAGAUUUCUGUAGCGGAAGCGGACAUUUGGGAAUCCUCCUGGGUGUUUUGUUACCUAAUUGCCAGAUUAUUUUAGUCGAAAAUAAGGAGAGAUCUCUAUCGAGAGCCGAGGAAACUAUAAAGAAACUCUCGUUGACUAACGUAUCGCUCGUACAAUCGAAUUUGGAUUAUUUCGAUGGCGAUUUCGAUAUAGGAGUGGCUCUACACGCGUGCGGUGUCGCUACGGAUUUAGUUAUACAAAAUUGCGUCGAAAAAAAAGCUCAUUUAGUGGUUUGUCCUUGUUGUUACGGCGGCGUAAGGGAUUGUCAUCGUUUGAGUUACCCUCGUAGCGAACAGUUUCGAAAUUCGGAUGUGGAUUUGAAGAAUUACCUCAACUUCGCGCACGCCGCCGACCAAACUCACGACGAGGAUAAUCUCAAGACGAAACAGGGUUAUUUCUGUAUGGACGUCGUCGAUACCGAUAGGAAAUUUUAUAUCGAAAGUUUUGGUUAUGAAGUGCAUUUAGGGAAAUUGGUUCCUCAUAGUUGUACGUAUAAAAAUAAUUUAUUGGUUGGUCUAUUGAAAUGAAGUUUGAUUUUAUUAAAAUUUUGAUAGAAAAA
Messenger RNA from Diorhabda carinulata, 1664 nucleotides. It is a transcript of the gene Gstcd, whose product is annotated as glutathione S-transferase C-terminal domain-containing protein homolog. Bases 1 to 1632 code for a protein of 543 amino acids. NCBI's taxonomy places the organism in Eukaryota, Metazoa, Arthropoda, Insecta, Coleoptera, Chrysomelidae. The transcript has a single exon. The record is from RefSeq and is a predicted model, not a curated record.